Drosophila virilis is the source of this 2536-nucleotide messenger RNA. RefSeq names its product trichohyalin. The record is from RefSeq and is a predicted model, not a curated record. Lineage: Eukaryota; Metazoa; Arthropoda; Insecta; Diptera; Drosophilidae.
UUUUAAAAUUAGUUUAUAUUUUUUGUAAUUUAAUUUUGCAUAAACUUACUUUUAUUUUGGCCAGCUGUUUUUACCACUUAACCUCUUCAAAAAUGUAUACGUGUACUAUGUGCGGCUUGAAGAAGUCGCAGCUGGGCAGUAAUCCGGAUUUUGAGUUUCGCAGCCGGCGACGUCAAGCCGAGGAAGCCUACAUAGAGGGCAUAUCAGAUUGGUGCUCAAAAUGUGAAGCUCUUCGAUUUUUUUUCAAGUCCGACGAUGGCAAAGAGUCGCCUCAGUAUUUGGAGGAGCAGCCAAAGAGGAAACUGGCUAACUAUAUGCUCGAGGCGACAGCCAACGGUUGCCAGGAUAAUAGGCAGCAAAGGUCUAAGGGCAAAAAAGACGGUCAGGACAGGAAUCGAAAGAUGCAACGCGACCUGCGUCACGAGGCACGCAAGGUUAUGAGGCAGGAGCUGUUGGCUGGCCUGCCAUCCCAGCUGCCGCGCGGCUCCUUGUGGGAGCGCAAAUUGAGGUCCUAUAGUGAAGAUCGUGAUCGCCCCAGCCGUCGCGUCCAAUCAACAGAUGAGCGUCGCUCCAAAUCGGUGGUAAAUGAGUCAUUUCAUCAAUCGCGCUUGGACAAACAGCAGGCCGAACGUCGCAGCUGCCUGGCCAAGGACAUAUCAAAAUUGGGCAUGAAGCCGGAUAAGCGUGUGCACUUGGAGGAUCUGAACGUAAUAGAGGAAAAUGGGCUGCUUAAUAGCUUGCUGGACCAGAUGGAGGACCAUGAUACUGAUACUCGUGGGCCUAUAAGCUUUAAGAGCAAGCUGCCCAUAGGCAAGCUACAGGAAAUGGAGCUGUUGAAUCCGUGGCAAGAAGAGGUGCAACGGCGCACAAAUCAAUUGCUGGCCAACAGUGCCAAAAAGGAGCUUAAGGCAGCACGAGAUCGUAUCAUGGACUUCAGUUUGCCAAAAACUCUGGACUACGAUAAAAAGCGAAGUUUUAACGGGCCAAUUGGUGUGACCAAGAGGCUUACCGUGGACGAGGUGGCCAGAGAUAUGAAGAAAAUGGAGAGGGAGGAGUUCAAGGAACAUCUACACAAUAAGCUGGUGGAAAAGAAAAAUCUGGUCGGCGAAUGGGAGCGCAUACGUCACCGUGUCGAGGAUGAAUGCAACCGCGUCAAAGCAGAGCUAAUCGAGCUAAAGCGACAGCGGGACUUAGAAAUGGAACGAAAGCCGAAAGUCAGCCAUGAAAGUGGCAUAGAGCGGCAGCGAGGCGGUGCCCAGUUUGGGCCAACAUAUUCAGAUAAGGAGCAAACUAAUGAUCUGGAAAAUAUAAAGAAUGACCACGAGAAGACUAUCGGUGAUGCAUUAGACGAGAAACUGGAGAACAUGUUAGACACGCUGCAUGAGAAUACGCAGAAAAUCGAAUCGAGCGUAGACAAGGUGGACAAGAAUCUGUUAUUUGAGCCCAGCGCACCGCUGGCGAGUCAAACGGAGUUUGAAGAAAGCGAAAAACAAACCGAUAUUAAUCCAGAUGACAGCGUGGACGAGAUGACAGAGCUGAGCAAGCAUCAGGAACCAUUGCAACUGGUUACAUGUGAAAAUUCUGAGCUUAGCACCAUGAAGCCCAAGCGUCUGCUAAGCAAGCUUCACAUGCUGGUGUCCACGGUGCAGCGGGCCAGAUUCCGUGGAUUUCCUGAGGAUCCACAACAGUUGCUACAGAAUUUAACGCCCAAAGAGCUGAUGGAUCGCCGUGAUCCACCGCCGGCACAGUUCUCCACCCUGCCGUGCAGCCCCAAUGAGCUAAUCAGUCUGUUGUCCCUCAAGCGGGAGGUCCUGCAACCACAUGUGGCACGCCCGCUGAAAGUCUGCCGCUCGCCCAUUUUCUGCCCCGAUGCUGAUUGCAGGCGUAUGUUCUUCAUUUCCGACUUCAACGAUCAUCUGACACACGAACAUCCCUCGCUGGCCAUGGAGCGCAUUACCCCCUGCAAGGCCAAGACCUUCUUUCUGGACACGCGCGUCACACUGUUGAAUAAAGCCAAAUGCAAUAUGGUCUACUUUGUCAAGGACAAGUUCAUUGACAAGAACACCGAAAAGUAUCCCGAUCUGCUGCCGGUGCUCGUGAUGACCGCCCGCUUGCACGCACCCGACUUUUUUACAUCCAACAAUCCUGCCAAGCCGCGCUCCACCGCAAGGGCUGGUGGCUCUGAUCAGGAAAUCUUUCUCAUCUGGCUGACCAGCAUUCGACCCGACGAUGUCAAAAUUAUUGGCACCAUAUCCGUUUGGCCAACAAGUAGCCGACCCAUUGUCGAAUACCUGAUGGUGCAAACCAACGAGGUCUACAAUAUUCGUUCGGCCCAAAAGCUAAAGACCAUCUAUAACAGCAAUCGUGUUAUGGCCCUGCCUGGCAAUUUUGUCAACCGAAUGACCGACGGUGGCAAACACCUUUUGGCCGUACAGGUGUUGAUUCAUUAGUUUUAUCUUUGGUAACGAUUCGAUAUAAAUUUUAAUCAAGUGAAUUUUAUAAAUAAAUUGUGGGAGGGAAUCAUUUAAUUGCUAUA